AUGGCGACAACUAGCACCCAGAAGAAUCCUUCUAAGCGUUCCCGGGAAGAGGAAAUGGAGCAAACCCCGCUGAAUUGCCAGAUCCCAGUCCCUAAGCCAGCCAUCUACCCCAAUGAGAUGUACCUUUGUCGACGAGAUGAGUAUCACGACAUGAUCAAUCAUCAUAAAGCUAUAUUUUACACCCUCGCCGCCCCCAGAGCUGCAGAGGUGACGGUCGGCCAUGCUCUUGAGUCGGUCUUUGUUCGGGUGAGAACAUGGGCAACCAUGUCGGGAAAGGGAGAGUCACUCUCUCAUCUUGCGGAUUCGGAUAAACAGGCGAUUAUCGCCAGCUUGGAUGAAUACUGUACAAUGCUGAAACAAUUCAUCUGUACCAAGUUCAUAGAUUCUCCUUUCUGGUUCAUGGACGGAAAGAUCAAUGCCACCGAUUCAGAGCCCCAGUCUGACUUCCACAAGAGGUUCCAGUACGUGUACGAGAGGCUCCUACAAGUUUCCCGCGAGGAUGCAGCGUGGUGGAGAUCCAUCAAUGUUGGAAAGCUCAACGAUGAACCCUGCGUGAUGAACAACAUCCCACCCACUCCCGUCGGCCGCAACACAAUUAAACAUCGCACGGCGCUUGUGAAGACCUACACUGAUGAGUUGAUGCGUUCCCGGCUCUUCCAGCUCUUGCUUCGGGAUCCAAUGACCAAGUACAAACGAUCCCAGCGCAAGAGUAGUCUGCGUUUACUCCUCGAAUCUGCCGCUCAGACCGUCAUUCACGGCGAUGGUGGUCUCUACGGUAAUAUGAACAUUGUGCGACUGCCUGAUCUUCCGAAAUUCAACCACUGGUCGGGCCAGACGAUCGUCCAUCCCUUCCACGCAGGAUUUGAACCCGUCGAAGGCAGUCGGGUUUUGAUUGUGACGCGGCCAAGCUAUAGCUACAUCGACAUCAUCUCCCUCAAACACUUCUGUACGGUGCCCCCAUAUAUGGUGAACCGUGCCGAAGUACUGGACACCGUUGGAAUGGACAAGGAGGAAGGAGACAGCCAGGAAGAUGAUGACACGGAGGAGAAUGCUGAUCCGGUCAGGGAUCUUCCGCCCCUACGAGAGACCAUCUGGCGGCAGUAGACUAGCUGUUGAAUUUUCAGAAUUGAGUUCUGAG
Molecule: messenger RNA, 1138 nt
Organism: Aspergillus eucalypticola CBS 122712
Lineage: Eukaryota; Fungi; Ascomycota; Eurotiomycetes; Eurotiales; Aspergillaceae
Exons: 4
Coding region: 1-1104 (367 amino acids)
Source: RefSeq, a predicted model, not a curated record